This is a messenger RNA of Dalotia coriaria, 878 nucleotides long. RefSeq names its product Actin-related protein 2/3 complex, subunit 3A (gene Arpc3A). The transcript is spliced from 3 exons. Gene Ontology annotation, biological process: regulation of actin filament polymerization; Arp2/3 complex-mediated actin nucleation. Gene Ontology annotation, molecular function: actin filament binding. The record is from RefSeq and is a predicted model, not a curated record. Lineage: Eukaryota; Metazoa; Arthropoda; Insecta; Coleoptera; Staphylinidae. Bases 267 to 800 code for a protein of 177 amino acids. Gene Ontology annotation, cellular component: Arp2/3 protein complex; cytoskeleton.
AUCUUUAAAUUAUCAUUUUUGUUGUUUUUAUUAUUACUUUAAAAUUUAGUUUAGGUUUUCUUGUUGGUCUAUGUUUGUGAGUUUGUGAAACACUAUAGGCAAUUCUCAUACACAGAAUCAGCAGCGAAACAUUCACGUCGCUUCGGAUUUACAAGUGAAUUAUUUCGGACAAAAACAAUAUCUUGUGAUUAAUUCUAUUAGGAAAUAGUUGUAUCCAAGUAUUUUUAACACUUUGCUAGUCUAUUCGGCGUGUUUAUUUCAUCAAAAUGCCUGCUUAUCACUCGCAGUUGUUUAACUCGACGCAGGUAGUCGGAAACACCGCAAUUCUUCCAUUCAAAACGAGUUUCCGCGGCCCGGCGCCUCAAUGUGCCGCUGCAGACAUGGACAUCAUUGAUGAAUCCCUCUACUACUUCAAAGCCAAUGUCUUCUUUAGAACCUAUGAAAUCAAGUCGGAGUCCGACCGACUUUUGAUCUACAUCACUCUGUACAUUACUGAGUGCCUGAAGAAGUUGCAGAGAUGCUCAAACAAGAGUCAGGGCCAGAAUGAAAUGUACACAUUGGCAAUAUCCAGGUUUGAUAUUCCAGGAGAUCAUGGAUUUCCACUUAAUUCUGUUUAUGGCAAGCCAGAAAGUCCUACUGAUGCAGAUUUCCUGAGGACAUAUUUGACGCAACUACGGCAAGAGGUCGGUUUACGCGUUUGCGAGAAGGUGUUUGGAGAAGAUGGCAAACCCAGUAAAUGGUGGCUCUGCUUCUCCAAGAAGAAGUUCAUGGACAAGUCACUCAGUGGCCCGGGUCAAUAAGUAUUUAAUUUGCUUCAUUUUACAAUCGCAAUCAUUUUUUAAGUCAAAUAAUUAAAUAACUAUUUAAGAGAAAUGAAA